GGGUACUUUAUCAGUUCCGGUACUUUAACCGCGCUGGGUUGUAAGCAGGUGUGUCGCAGUGUUUGUAUUUAAUUCAUGGAGUGAAGUAUAUAUUAGAGCCCUAACUUUAUCUCUGUUAGCUUUCUGUGAGGGCGGUGCCCGUCUGCCUCACCUUUUGCGAACCCUCCAAGUCACCAACGGGUAUGUCGACCUCUAAGACAGCAGUUUCAGAGCUGGCAAUUUUAGUCAACGAUAGAUGACGAGAAAGAAGCAAGCACUGGCAAGGAAGAUAGUUGCAAUACAAAUGUUGAAGAGUUUCGCUCAGUAACGGUCAUCUAGUCUUACCUUGCCAUUCAAACAACAGACUUUUGUUCAUUUUCGGGGUCAUCUUUUUCAUGACUACUGAAACAGAUUGAAUAAUUCUCACUUCACAUCCACCCCAACUCCGUCGUACUUCUUUGUUUUAUAUCCGGGACGAACCGUCAGCAAACAGCGGACGAAAGUAUUCCAUAUCUACCUAAGAAAUAACUUGAAAGGUUAUAAGAGCAUAAAACACGUGUGUGCACCUGCACAGGGCCGCCACAUCAGUAUAUAUUGGAUAGAAAACAAGAGCGAAGGGGAUGAACUACACCUUUAUGACAGUAUUUGUUUGUUCCAACCUAAACAAAGCCUUCAGUCCGUGUAAUGAAUUCUUAAACACUCUUCUUUCAUUUUUUACGAUCACUGACCUUUUGUGCGGGUUCCCAGACUGAGCCUUCUUCGUUCCACCUGAUGAUUGUCAUUAACCCUAAAAACCGCAGCAAGAAGUCGGGACUGUUCCUGAGUGUCCUUUGUAUGUAGAUUUUACAUAAUUUUACUUACAAUAAGGCAUGGGUAAUUACCACACGGACUCAAAUUUUUUUUUUCCACAAGAUGGCUUCCUCGAAAAAGGUUAAAGGGUCAUUUAUUAUGCCCGGUUUUUAGAAUCGUCCACAGCAUGGCUUGCGUAUUGCCAAACUCGUCAGCAACAUCAUUUUUCUUUCUGCAACGAUGAUGGGAACUUUUUCUUUCCAGUUGUAAACUGACGCCGCAUGUUUGAACGCGUCCAUCCCAUCUGUGGACACUCAUGCACUAACGACAAGUUUGGUUUUUUUCCCCAGCAGAGCAAACCGUCUGUCGCAACAGAUGACGAUUUUCCAUUCUAUUACGCAGUAGCCACUUAACGUCACUGAAUUUUACGUCAGAGAGCAGAAUGUCCUGUCUGGUCGCCGCCUGACUCUCAUUCGCAUGCAGACUUUACACUGUUGUGUACGAGAGAGAUGCCAGCUACCAGCUAAGUGACAUCUAACAUCCCAAGAACGUUCGAGAAAACGAUUUUUUUCACUUUUGGACUUUUCUACCUGAAUAAGUCAAGUGCUGAGACAAGGGUACGUUUGUCAGUUAUGGAAGAUUAGGCUGGUGAACAGGGCAACGCAUGGUUGCCAGUGAAGUCAGUAGCCUUAUUUUUCAAAGAUAUUUACUGGUUGGUAUCUUGGAAAUGCCCUGACACUGCGUUCUGUGGCUAGUGACAACAAAUAGAGCUCGCCCUAAAACAUCGAUGACCGCGAAUGGCAGGGACACAGCUUCAGAAGAAAGACCGUCCGUCGUCCGUCCUUCGUCCUCCACAAGCGAUGUCAGCAACCGCAUGAAUAGUGCCACUUGAAUAGUGCAUCUGCCUGAAUACAAUAAAUGUUUGAUUACUUCAGAUCUCUUGUAGAUAUAUAGAGAUAUAGAGAGAGGAAACAGCUGUCUCAGUUAAGUAGAUAACUUCCCAACAGCAGGAGGUAACCUGAUACAGCAGCUGCCUGAGAACAGAAUAUUCCCAAACAUAAACAGCUGCUUGGACACUGCUUCUCCAAUAUCAACAACAUGGCGAAGCUGGCGUGGUGGAGGAGAAUACAACGGAAAUCCAUCUCCUCGACUGGUAUUGUGUGUUUGUUCUUUAUGGGGUUCUACUUCCUGCAGAUGUUCUCGCUGAUGUCUCACGUCCACCACCACGAGCCACAGCGAGUCAUGGAAAUGACGGCAACAGCCGGCGAGAACAUCUUGCGGAGCGAGAUCACCAAGGUGGCCACCCUCUUUGUGAAUGUCACCACCCCAUCUGUCAGCUACAACAUCUGCAUUCCGGCGUCUGGGCAGCUGGGGAACCUCCUGUUCCAGUACGCCUCUCUCCUCGGCAUCGCGCGCCGCAACAACAGGCAGCCGUACUUUCCCCCAGACGCGAGGAUGUCGCAGACGUUCAGCGGUCUGAGCUACUUGAGCACCAUCGAGUGCAAGACCUACCCGAUUGUGUACGAGGACCACUACGCGACAUACGAUCCAAAAUUUGAGAAGCUUCCCGAGACUAAUGUGCUGCUUCUGCAGUACUUUCAAUCUUGGAAGUACUUCGACUUCAUCAAGGACGAGGUGCGCAAGGAGUUUACUUUCGUCGACAGCGUGAACGACACCGCCGCGCGCUUGUUGCAGCAGUGCACGAGGGACCACCAAGGAAAGAUCAAAGUCGGGGUGCACGUCAGACGAGGGGACAGGGAGUUUCUUCUGACGAGGGGCUACCCGAUGGCCCCCCUAGAAUACAUCCUGCAGGCCAUGACCUACAUGCGUGAUCGACACAAAAAUGUCGUCUUUGUCAUCGUCAGCGACUCUGUUCACUGGUGCCAAAGCAACUUCAAUCACACCGACGUGGUGCUGGCGCCGAGCGCUUCACCCUCGGUGCACUUGGCCAUGCUGGCCGCCUGCGAUCACGUCAUCAUGACAGUGGGUACCUUCGGAUGGUGGGGGGGCUAUCUUGCGGGUGGAAACGUCGUGUACUACGUGGCGUUUGACCCCAAACUGCGGAACGCCACCUUGAUUGACAUUACACACCCGGAUGAUCAUUACCCCCCACACUGGAUUCCUAUACGAUUGUAGAAAUGCUAUUCUGGGCUGGUUUUAUUCUUUGUGGAUAUGUCGCUACAUCUGUUGGUUGUGUUGUUACAUAUACUGAGCAGCGUGGUCACCAGGGUUAUAACAUUGGUGAUGUUAACCGGGUUGGAUAAAUUAUUAUUAUUACACGGUACAUUUCCUCGUGUGGAGGGGAGGUCAAUGCCCUGAACAUGAAAGACUGCAAACAAUCAGCCAUUCAACAAAGAAACACCAGCAACAACAAACGGAGAAAACCGAGGCAAACACGAGUGAAGUGUAUAGACGUAGAUAAAGAAUCAAGAAAAGAGCGAAAGAGUUCGCUGUAUUUUGAUGUUUCCGAAACAGGUUGGUUUUGAGGCCUUUUUUUAAAGCUUCGAACCUUUUGCCACACACAUUUCGUGAAAAGAGAGGCAAAGAAUUCCAGGUGGCGUCAGAAAAGAAGUGUGAUGAGGGACACAGAGAGGAGGUCUCUGGGAUAAAUUAAGAUAUACAGUACUGGGUUUGAUCUGGGAGGGUAGCUAUAGGGAGAGAUAGCUACUCUGACUAUACUUUGUGAAAACAAACAUUUGGUGCUGAAGUCUGCAUUCAGACCAGAGUUUCUUUAAUAUUUUCAUGUCCUUUCCCCUGAGGGUCGAAGGGGCUUCAAUGUGUUUUAUUAUGAGUUCGUGAAGCUGUGUAACAACAUGUUCGUGCCUUGCUAGAGACCGCUACUAAGUUGCUGUGAGUCUGCCUUUAACAAUUGUUGUGUCCGCCAGAACAUACAACAUUCCAAAAGAUGUACAGUACUUAGUCUGUCAGUCUGACCACACACACACAUCAGGGUCGGAGCUUUAAGUGACAUCAAAUCACUAAACUCUUCCUUUUGAAUGGCAAUCUGAGUGACUGAGCGCCUGAAAGUGUGUUUGAUGCACUAGUUCUCGCUGUUUAUUUUACAUCUGGAGGUUGAAAGUAAAGUGGCACAACACCUCCCACUUUCAACGACACGAGACUAACAAUGUUUAUUACAAAACGGAGAAAGAAAGUAGGAUGUUAUAAGAAUUUUGUACUCUAAAACUUAGCAAGAUUGGAAUCAGAAAGGAAUUUUUGGUGAUGGUGUCACAACAUGUUUGGAAAGAGAAAAUUAUUGUUUGGUGAUACUGUGGAAGCAUUUUUAUUAGUUGCAGGAAGCUGAAUCACAUUUCUUCUCUUUAAAACACUGACGAAUAAAAUAUUAUGAAAGCUGUUAUUUAAUAAUUGUCAAUACCUAGAUAAAUAUGCUAUCAGUGUUGUUCCAAUGCUACAGUAAGGACUAAGUUAUAGUGAUGUUAUCAUCGUCAUCAUCAUCCGUCCAUCAUCAGUCCACGUACUGAUGCCCACAUUUUACAUUAAUGUUAUUCUCCUUGUGUUGAUAUGUACUCACACAUGACAUACCAACAUUUCAUUUGUAACACACUUGCCUUUCACUCGGAGCUUCAAGUGCAGGAAAAUCACCAAAAGAAACUUCACAAAACACAGAGAAAGGAAAAUGCAACGUUAGUCCCAAUCAUAAAUGUCUGCUAUCCAAAUAGUUAGGUGCAGGAAGUUUCAAAGAUAAUAUAACCAGAAACAAUACUGAUAAACAAAGUCCCAAACUUUCAAGUUUGUUUACAAAGUGACUGCAGCGAAUGGAUCCACUGGUUGGUAUUGAGACAGGUGUUUGAGAUAUGGACAUGACAACAAUAAAUCCAUACAGCAACCUUAUUGUUAGAGCACAUGCACAUGACACACUGGUUAUUAUUUAGUUAAAGAGCUGUUACGGUUUGUUUUUAUAAAUUAUUUUAUUGUUACUGAACUGCUGCAUCCAGGUGUGAGCGGUAUUUGUACUUGCUAUUUAUCUUGAGAGAAAGGGGAAAUUAGUCAAAUUUAAAACGUUUCACGGUGAUUCGUUCUUUUCAAUCAUCUUUUAAUCUUGUUAUCGUACUAAUAAAAUGUUCUGUCAAAA
Molecule: messenger RNA, 4858 nt
Organism: Pomacea canaliculata
Lineage: Eukaryota; Metazoa; Mollusca; Gastropoda; Architaenioglossa; Ampullariidae
Product: galactoside 2-alpha-L-fucosyltransferase 2-like
Exons: 3
Coding region: 1867-2904 (345 amino acids)
Biological process (GO): carbohydrate metabolic process
Cellular component (GO): membrane
Molecular function (GO): galactoside 2-alpha-L-fucosyltransferase activity
Source: RefSeq, a predicted model, not a curated record